Molecule: messenger RNA, 943 nt
Organism: Lactuca sativa (garden lettuce)
Lineage: Eukaryota; Viridiplantae; Streptophyta; Magnoliopsida; Asterales; Asteraceae
Product: CAP (Cysteine-rich secretory proteins, Antigen 5, and Pathogenesis-related 1 protein) superfamily protein
Cellular component (GO): extracellular region
Source: RefSeq, a predicted model, not a curated record
AUGAUCGCUAGGCUGCCUUCUCAAUCAAUUGCAGCCGCAUCUUCUCGAACUUCACAUUCUCUUUUACAAUAACAUAUAAACACUUCACUUCUGCCCUCACCAAUCGUUCCCCGCCGCCCGGACUCCAUCCUCCUCCUCCUCCAACCACCACCGCUACCAAAAAUGACACCAUCUUCUCUACUUCUCUUCUCCAUCCUCCUCUUAACCUCCCUCACUUCAUCCCUCUCCUCCACACCAUCCCCAACUUUCCACCAAAAACCUAACAACGAAACAGUAUACAGAACCUCCAAACAACUCUGCAUCGGGUGUACAUGGGAGUCAUUACAAUUCUUGUUUACUCAAAACUUAGUUCGAGCAGCUAAGUGGGAGAUCCCAUUAGCUUGGGAUUUCCAGCUUCAGAGGUACGCUCAAUGGUGGGCAGGACAAAGAAAAGGUGACUGUGAGUUGAUGCAUUCGUUUCCAGAAGAUGAUUUCAAGUUGGGAGAGAAUAUCUUUUGGGGCAGUGGAUCUUCGUGGUCUCCGGUGGAUGCUGUGAAUACAUGGGCAGGAGAAGAGAAGUAUUAUAGAUAUGGAAGUAAUACGUGUGCAUCUGGGCAACAAUGUGGGCAUUAUACGCAGAUAGUUUGGAAAACAACGAGAAGGGUUGGGUGUGCUAGAGUGGUUUGUGAUAGUGGUGAUGUGUUUAUGACUUGCAACUAUGACCCUGUUGGAAAUGUUAUCGGAGAACGUCCAUACUAAUUAAUAAGGUAUUGUAAUUUGUUAGUAUAUAAUAUGAUUUAGCUAUACUAGAUGCUAAAAGAUAUGUGUCAUUAAUUGUUGUUAUAAUUGUAAUGUACCGUGUAUAAAACCAUAUUAUUACCUCUACGCCCUUGUUUCUUGUGGUGUGUGUAAGAUUGAAGCAUUUAUAUGUAUCAAUAGAAUUACAUAAUUUUUGUGUUCUUGA